GUGUUGCGGGAUGCUGUGCCAAAACAACCACUGCACCACUUGAUCGAGUGAAGAUCUUGCUGCAGGCUCAUAACCACCAUUACAAACAUCUAGGAGUGUUUUCUACGUUGUGUGCUGUGCCCAAAAAGGAAGGUUACCUUGGGCUAUAUAAAGGAAAUGGAGCAAUGAUGAUUAGAAUCUUUCCAUAUGGUGCAAUUCAAUUUAUGGCGUUUGAUCAAUACAAAAAGGUAAUAAAGAAGCACCUUGGGAUUUCAGGGCAUGUGCAUCGAUUGAUGGCUGGAUCCAUGGCAGGUAUUACAGCAGUGAUUUGUACUUACCCUCUUGAUAUGGUUAGAGUUCGUCUGGCAUUCCAAGUAAAAGGGGAACACAAGUACAUGGGAAUUAUCCAUGCAUUCAAGAUGAUUUACACAAAGGAAGGUGGUUUUAGUGGGUUCUACAGAGGGCUGAUGCCAACUGUUGUAGGAAUGGCUCCAUAUGCGGGUAAGUUUUUCUUUUUUACCUUUGGUACCUUAAAGAGCAUUGGACUUGCUCAAGCACCUAACUUGCUUGGACGGCCUUCCUUAGAUAAUCCCGAUGUCUUAGUUUUGAAAACACAUAUAAAUCUGCUGUGUGGUGGCAUAGCUGGAGCAAUAGCUCAGACGAUAUCAUAUCCCCUUGAUGUAACUCGCAGGCGAAUGCAGUUAGGAGCAGUUCUCCCGGACUCUGAAAAGUGCCUUACCAUGGUGCAGACACUGAAAUAUGUGUAUCAACAACAUGGAAUACGAAGAGGAUUGUACCGUGGUCUAUCACUGAACUAUAUUCGUUGUAUCCCUUCCCAGGCUGUGGCUUUUACCACGUAUGAACUUAUGAAACAGUUCUUGCGCCUCAACUGAACUUUUUUAAGCUUUAAUGUAAAAAUUAUAUUGGUGAAUAAAUUACUUGAAGUUAAAUAUAUAUUGUGGCACUGCUGUUGUCGGACAACUUAAUUUUAAUUGCCAAAAUGUGGUUAAUUUCCUGGAGUCAAAGUAGAAGACAGAUCAUAAUAAGCAUUAGUUAGCGAGAAACAUUUUUUGCACUUAAUCUUAUAGGCUUCAAUACAUAAAUGUUAAGAAUUGCACAGUUUUAAAAUUACACCCACAUUUUAUACAGGUUUCAAGCUGUUAGUUGUCUAGAUUUAUCACCAUUCCAGGACUUAAACACAUGAUUAUCUUGCUUUCUAAGCUACUUGUUAGACAUCUGUUCUUCCUUAACAUUUAAAUUGAUUAAACUUAUUUGAAUAAAAUGGAACAGUUUUCUUAUUCAACUACCAACUCUGUUGAAGCUGAACUCGGUAGACCACAACUUAACCAUCUUUUCUUUUUGCCUUUUGUACAAGUUUUCUGUAUGUUAAGAACAAAGCAUGUAUCUUUGUGUGGUUACAUAUGGGAGUUUUUUCAGCCUCUUCAAUAACAAAUGACGAGA
This is a messenger RNA of Meleagris gallopavo (turkey), 1440 nucleotides long. The record is from RefSeq and is a predicted model, not a curated record. NCBI's taxonomy places the organism in Eukaryota, Metazoa, Chordata, Aves, Galliformes, Phasianidae.